This is a messenger RNA of Hibiscus syriacus, 4523 nucleotides long. RefSeq names its product myosin-11-like. Lineage: Eukaryota; Viridiplantae; Streptophyta; Magnoliopsida; Malvales; Malvaceae. The record is from RefSeq and is a predicted model, not a curated record.
AUGAAAUGUAAUUAGGGAGAAAUCUAUGGGCGCUGUAUUAGGGAAUUGGCAGCAUUCCGACCCAGGUAUUGUGGUAUUGGCUGUUGAAGUGAGGCCCCACGUACUGUGUAUCGCUAUAUAUACCGAAGAUUCUCUCUCACAAUUUUUUAAUCAUUCAUCGCCCUCACCUUUCUUUUACUUAUUUCUGAAAAAUUCAGCCAUUUUCAGAAAAUCAAAAGAGCAGCAAAAGCAAAUCCAUUCGCAUUUUUCUCAUCAGGUGAACAUGGAAGGAGACAACACAGCGAGUACUGAAAUCCCAGUGAAGGAAGCUGUCGAGGGCACUGGAAUUGUUUCCGGUCCUAUUAAGGCCUCUAAUGGAGACCUGAGGGAAGUCGAAAAAGAAGGAAAGAAAGAAGCGGAAGAAACCAUCCUAGAUGGAGAGUUCAUUAAAGUAGAGAAGGAAGCACUAGAGCUGAAAGAUGGUUCUAAUUUGGCGAAUCCUGCAUCUGCGCGGGAUAAUGAAUCGAAUAUCGAAAGAUUUGCGAGUGGAUCUAGUAGAGAAUUACUUGAAGCCCAAGAAAAGUCGAAAGAACUCGAGCUUGAAUUGGAAAGAGUGAUUGGAGCAUUAAAGCAUUCUGAAUCAGAGAACAGCAGAUUGAAGGAUGAAGUUCUGCUAGCGAAGGAGAAGUUGGAUGAGGUGGGAAAAAAGUAUGAAGACAUUGGUCUUGAUCAUAAGAAAUUGCAAGAACAGAUCGUUGAAGCUGAGCAGGGAUAUAGUUUACAGCUAACCAGUUUGCAAGAGGCUUUGCAAGCUCGAGAGACAAAACAGAAGGAACUCACUGAAGUAAAGGAAGCAUAUGAUGGUCUCAACAUUGAGAUCGAAAACUCAAGAAAGAAGAUGCAAGAGUUGGAGCAGGAUCUGCAGAGUUCUGUUGAAGAGGCACGCAAGUUUGCAGAACUUCACAAACAAAGUGGCUCACAUGCCGAGUCUGAGACACAGAGAGCUUUGGAGUUUGAGAGAUUGCUUGAAACUUCAAAACUUAGUGCAAAAGAAUUGGAAGAUCAGAUGACCGCCCUGAGAGAAGAAGUCGAGAGCCUGUAUGAGAAGGUUGCCGAAAGCCAGAAGGUCGAAGCAGCAAUUCAAAGUACAACAGCUGAACUUUCUGCAGCAACGGAGGAGUUGGCACUUUCUAAAUCACUAGUGUUGGGCUUGGAGGAAAAACUUGGUUCAAAGAAAGCUCUUAUAAAUGAGCUGACUGAGGAGUUGGACCUGAAAAAGGCUUCAGAAUCCAAGUUGAAGGAAGACAUCUCAACCCUUGAGAAUAGUUUUACUGCAAAUAAAAAAGAUCUUCAAGCAAAGGUUUCUGAGCUUAAAGAUAUCAAGUUGAAACUGGAGGAGGAAGUCAAAUCAAGGGAACUGGUUGAAGCUACGCUGAAGGAACAGGACCUCAACAUUUCAACUGUACAAGAAGAAUUAAGCAAAGCGCUGAAAGAAAAAGAAGCUCUAGAAACAACCAUUGCAGAUCUUAACAGUAAUGAAGAACUGUUCAAGGAGUUGUGCAGCGAACUUGAAGAAAAACUGAAGCUUUCAAAUGAGAAUUUCAGUAAAACUGAUCUUUUGUCUCAGGCUCUGUCUAAUAAUGAGGAGCUUGAACAGAAAUUGAGAUCUCUUGAAGAGCUCCAUAGUGAAUCUGGAGCUGCUGCAGCAACUGCUACUCAAAAGAAUUUUGAGCUGGAGGAUAUACUUCGGGCUUCAAAUGAGGCAGCAGAAGAUGCAAAAUCGAAACUGAGGGAAGUUGAGGCACGUCUUAUAGCAACCGAGCAGAGGAAUGUGGAGCUUGAACAACAGCUAAACUUGGUAGAGCUCAAAGGCUUUGAAACUGAGCAAGAACUGAAGGAAUCUUCAGGGAAAAUAUCUGAACUUGAGACAAAGGUGGGAGAGGUUGAGGAAGAAAAGAAGAUGCUGAACAAUCAAAUGCAGGAAUGUCGGGAGAAGAUAAAUCAGCUAGAAUCAGCUCUAAACCAGUCGGCAGAGAAGAUUUCAGAGCUCGCAGAGGAGUUGAAGACUGCUUUAGAGAGAAGUACUCACCAUGAGGACAGAGCUAAUAUGAGUCAUCAGCGCAGCCUUGAGCUAGAGGAUCUGUGCCAGACCUCUCAUUCCAAAUUAGAGGGUGCCGAAAAGAGUGUCAAUGAGCUGGAGUUGUUACUUGAAGCAAAGAAGUACAAGAUCCAGGAACUUGAGGAACAGAUAAGCAAAUUAGAAAAGAGGUGUGGAGAUGCAGAAGGCGAGUCCACUAGAUACUCUGAUAAGGUAUCUGAACUUGCAUCUGAACUCGAGGCAUUCCAAGCUAGAACAUCGAGCCUUGAAAUUGAACUGCAGAUGGCCAAUGAAAAGGAAAAGGAAUUGACAGAGUGCUUAAAUUUGGCAACAGAUGAGAAGAAAAAGUUAGAAGAGACAUCGCAAAGCUCCAGUGAAAAGCUUGCAGAAGCAGAAAAUCUGGUGGAAAUCUUGCGGAGUGAUUUAAAUCUGACACAGCAGAAGUUGGAAAGCAUCGAGAAUGAUCACAAGGCUAUUGGUUUGAGAGAAAGUGAUGUCAUGGAAAAGCUCAAGUCUGCUGAAGAGAAACUAGAGCAACAAGUAAGAGUAUUAGAGCAAGCUAAGGCAAGAAACUCAGAGCUUGAGUCAUUACAUGAAUCUCUAACAAGGGAUUCAGAGCUUAAGCUCCAAGAAGUGAUGGAAAACUUCUCCAACAAGGAUUCAGAAGCAAAAUCUCUGUUUGAGAAACUUAAAUCGCUUGAAGAUCAGAUAAAGGUGUACGAAGAACAGGUUGCUCAAUCAGCUGGACAGUCCGCAUCUCUAAAAGAAGAAUUGGAUCAGAACUUAGUGAAACUGGCUUCGUUGGAAGGCACAAAUGAACAACUCAGAAAAGAUAUGUUGGAGGUAGAAAAAUCCCUUCAGUCUUCCUCAGAGAAUGAGCUUUUAGUCCAGACAAACAUUCAGCUCAAGAGCAGAGUUGAUGAGCUUCAAGAAUUGCUUAACUCAGCUGUGUCCGAGAAGGAAGUAACUUCUCAAGAGAUUUCUUCCCACAUGUCCACAAUUAAAGAAUUAUCAGAUCAGCAUACAAAGGCCUCAGAACUCCGAGCUGAAGCUGAAUCACGAAUUGUUGAAGCAGAGGCACAGUUACAUGAAGCUAUUGAAAAAUACUCAAUGAAAGAAUUGGAAGCCAAUGAUCUGAUUGAAAAGUUGAACAUGCUAGAAGGCCAAAUUAGAACAUAUGAAGAACAAGCUCAUGAGGCAUCCACAAUUGCUGUAUCUCGACAAGCUGAGGUGGAAGAGAGUCUUGUAAAAUUAAAGCAGCUGGAAAGCUUUGUUGAGGAACUGCAAACCAAGUCAGCUCACUUUGAAAAGGAGAGUGGAGGACUAGCUGAGGCAAAUUUGAAGCUUACUCAAGAACUUGCCAAAUAUGAGGCAAAGCUCGGUGAUUUGGAAGGCAAACUGGCAGCAGCCUUGAAAGAGAAGGAUGAAACAGCUGAAAAGCUUCAUGUUUCAAAGAAAGCUACAGAAGAUUUAACACAGAAGAUUACCUCUGAAGGGCAAAGUUUACAGUCUCAGAUUUCUUCACUAAUGGAGGAGAAUAACCUGCUCAAUGAAACACAUCAGAAUACAAAGAAGGAACUUCAAUCUGUAAUAUUACAGCUUGAAGAGCAAUUGAAAGAUCAGAAAGAAAAUGAAGAUACUCUAAACUCGGAGAUUGGAAAUCUCAAGGCUGAGAUUGCGAAGCAUUCCUUACUGCAAACUCAUGUCAAAGAACUCGAAGAACAGGUGGUGACCAUUGAAAAUCAAUUGAAAGAAGGGAUUGAAAGUGUUAAGACAGCUGCCUCUGUAAGAGAGGCUGAGUUAACUUCAAAAUUGGAGGAUCAAGCACAAAAAAUCAGUGAUAGAGAUGUUAUCAAUGAACAAGUGCUUCAACUUCAAAGAGAUUUACAAGUCGCUCAGACAACCAUUGCUCAACAGAAAGAAGUUGAUUCCCAGAAAGAGUUGGAACAGGAAGCGGCUUUAAAGCUUUCGAUUGAAGAGAUUGAAGCCAAAAAGAAAGAAGCAUUACUUCUGGAGAAGAAGGUCAAGGAGUUGGAAGAUAAAUUGCAAGUAGCUGAAGCUAAACUGAAGGAUGCAAGCAGUGCAGCCGAAUCAAAAGAUAGCUUAGAGACGAAAUCCCGAGACAUUGAUGGAUUAACAUUUUCAACACCAUCAAAACGUAAGGGUAAGAAAAAAUUGGAAGCGGUUUCUGCGCAAGCUGCCUCUUCUUCAACAACUACCCAUGCCGAGGCUUCUCCUUUGACAACCUUAAAGAUCGUUUUGGGAGUAGCCUUUGUGUCGGUGAUCGUCGGUGUUAUUCUGGGAAAGCAUUAUUAGUUAAAGGGUUUUUUGUGUUUCUUGAUUCUGGUGUUGCUCUUUUGUUGAUUUUCCCCUCUGCAUUUUCCUUUUAAUUAUGCAUAGUAGAAUUGAAAGCUUUAUAGCUCAGGUUUUGAGGUUGGUUGGGAAA